Molecule: messenger RNA, 2007 nt
Organism: Rhea pennata
Lineage: Eukaryota; Metazoa; Chordata; Aves; Rheiformes; Rheidae
Gene: CUTA
Product: cutA divalent cation tolerance homolog
Exons: 6
Coding region: 1298-1789 (163 amino acids)
Biological process (GO): response to metal ion
Molecular function (GO): copper ion binding
Source: RefSeq, a predicted model, not a curated record
GCGUCGGGGCCGCCCGGCGCCUGCCGCCCGCCUCCGUGAGGCGAAAGCCGCUUACCGAGCGCCUGCGCCGGCGAUCCCACCGCCUGGGCAGCUGCCGGGCUUUCUGGAGGAGCGGGGGGGGGGGCGAGGUGGAAGAGCCCUCGAGACUCAGGCAGUGCCCUGCUAGACGGCGAGAUUUUCAGCGCGUAGCCGAGCGUUUCCCACUCGCAGCGCAGCAGCCUUCGCCUGCUCGGCAGCGCUGCGAAGGGCCCGAAAACUCCCUCGCCUGGAGCCAGACCGCUCCCGACGCCCGCUUCGCCGUUCGGCCCCGGCGAGCAGGCGUCUCAGCACCGCUGCGGUCACCUCGGCCGCAAACGCCGCUCCUGGGUCGCCACCUUCGAGGCGCAGCGUCGCCGCAACAGCUCGGUCCGGGCGCGGUGGGCGGCUGCGCCGGCUGCGAGUGACCAGCUUUGGCUUAUAGCAGCAGAAGGAAAAACUUCAGUCUGCGGGCAGCAAGGCAGACGGCUGAAUUUAGCCGCUCCUGGGCUCUUCCCGGGCUGCGAGCGCUCCAGACGCCUCAUGUCUCCCUCCGACACGCACGGCACGGCUCUGGCCCUCUGCCGCAGCCCGGCAGCAGCAGGCCGCGGAGGCCCAGAGCACAGAGACGACUGCCGGACGUUUUGGUCUAAAUCCAGGCACGAGAAGUGCCCUGUUCCGUCGUGAAUAUAUCUUCCCAACAGUGUACAAGAACUGACAGGAAUGUAAUUGAGUGAUAUUUUGAGAAAGCGUGUUGUUCUGUGUUCCUGUGCACUUAAAGGAAUAUUGUUAAGCAUUUUAGGGCUGAAUGGCAUCAACGGUUUUAUCAGCUUACUAGUAGUUGCAACGCACAGAUUACAAGCCCUGAUAAUGAGAUCUGACGGAAAAUAAAUGAUUUUUUGGAUAGGAAAAUUAAAACAAGGAUGCUGAAUGGUGAUCAUGAUGUGUCUCCAAGCACCUCCGCUUACCCCAGGAGGAAGAGAUUAGUUCUUAAGCAGAUUUGGGGGCGGACAGUUUGGGGAAGAGCACUGUCGCUAUUAGGAAUUUUUGUCUGGAUUUACUGCGGGCCAGACUCCGUGCCUGGCUGUGCCAGGCUCCAGCGCCUGCUUCACCCGGCCCUGCAGGGAGGGGACGGGGACGGCCGUGGCGAUAGUGAUGCCAGAGGGACACCCGUGGGCCCAGCCUGGAAGGCAGAGUAGGAGGAGUUUAUGUUACUGCAGCCAGCCUUCCCGGCAGAGCAGGUGGCGGGACGGCGCGGGACAGCGGCUCUCGCCCCGGCGCGAUGAGGAUGGAGUGGCUGAGCCAGCGCUGCCAGCCACCUGGUGCCCCAAGCUGCUCCCGGUCAAGCCGCCUGGCCCUGCUGCUGGCAAUGGCUCUGUCUUUACUGAUGUACCCAGUGCUGAAAAGCCUCUCUCUUCAGCUGCACUCUGCUAUCACUGGCAGCUACAUCUCUGGGACCCAUUCCAUCGCCUUCAUCAAUUGUCUUAAUGAGCAAAUUGCCAAGGAUAUUGCAAGGGCCAUUAUGGAUAAGAAGCUGGCUGCCUGCGUGAACAUCCUGCCGAAGAGCUCAGCCCUGUAUUUCUGGAAGGGCAAGAUAGAAGAAUCCACAGAAAUACUGCUAUUAGUGAAAACAAGGACAUCGAAGAUAGGUGAAUUGUCCGAUUACGUCAGAUCCAUCCAUCCCUUUGAAAUUCCUGAAAUCAUCAGCCUGCCUAUUGACCAAGGAAACCCACUCUACUUCAAGUGGGUAGAAGAAAGCAUCCCAAGAGACUGAAAUGUGCAAAAACACUUUGCUUUUGGGGAGACCAGAUGAAGCAUGCUUUGCUAUGCUGGUCCCCUCUCGUGUGGUCAGGAGUUACACACACACAGGGAGGCAGCAUAUAACUUCACAGGUUUGUGGAAGCACAGAAGUUUGGGAUUGGGAAUUUUGUUUGUACUUGAAACAGUCCCCUCCCCCCCUUUGCCUGACUGUGUCCCACGGAGCAUGUAGCA